Messenger RNA from Cucumis sativus (cucumber), 1532 nucleotides. RefSeq lists its product as uncharacterized. The record is from RefSeq and is a predicted model, not a curated record. Lineage: Eukaryota; Viridiplantae; Streptophyta; Magnoliopsida; Cucurbitales; Cucurbitaceae. The coding region runs from base 78 to 1337 and encodes 419 amino acids. The transcript is spliced from 5 exons.
AGAAAGAGAGAAAGGAAAGUAAGCUUGUAGUUCAAGUUAAGCACACACCCUCGUCAACAGUAUUGAGUCAAGAUGAGAUGGGUAUUUUGCAUAGUUUUAUAUUCCCACUUCCAAUCAUCUCCCAAGUUUCUGCUAUAUCAGUUAAUAAUUGUAUACUUUUGAGAGACAGAUCAUCGAUCUUCAAAAUAGGAAUGGUGGUGGAGGAAUUGUUAGUCGGAGCGGCUUUGGGUGCUUUAUUAGGAGAGUUGCUGAAAGGGGUUAUGAAUUUGAUGGAAAAAUCCGUUCAUUUCAAACCUGAGCUUGAACUACUCAAAUCACAGAUUGAGUUUUUACAGCCAUUAGUGGAUCAGGUGGAUGAGCUUGGUGAGGAUUUCAAGCUUCGCUAUUCUGAUCAAACCUUGAAGAUACUCAUACGUAAAGGUAAGCAACUUAUUAGAGAAUGCAAUGAUGCUGCCAUACAAAAUACUCUCUCCAGGUACUUCAAGAUUCAACUAUGUUACACAAAAGACCUUCGAAGAUUGGAUGCUGAACUUAAAAGGGCGGGAAGCAAUUUGAGGUUGGAAUUAUACGUACAACAAAUGAAGAAAUUACAAGCUCUGGAAAUUAAUUACAAUAAUGAUGGCCGCUAUGGUCGAAUUCUAGAUCGAGCCAAAUUAAUUGUAACCAGCAUCCUUACGCAUGUUGGUUACAAUUUUACAUUUGUAACCAACAUCCUCGAUAAACUAUUUUCGGGCGAGAGUGGGAGUAAUAAUAAUAAAUAUAAUAUCAAGCUGCCCUUGCUGUUUUAUCACGAUCAGAGACUCAAAGGGAAAGCCGGUGUAAAUUCUUUACAUGCUUUGUUGGGAAGAGCUGUAGAACACAUCAAGGACGACCCAAAGAAAGGCCGGAUUGCGGGAAUAAUUGAAGAGAUAAUAAAGAAGUGGGGGGAAGGUAGAUUUGAGAAGAUAUUUCAUCGCACGUUUGAAACAACUAUUGUAGCAGCUGACGAAAAGCUUCAAAUAUGGUUUGCUUGUAAUUUGUCAACUACAAGAGAGAGAGGUGAAAAUGAAACAGUAGCAGCAUUUGGUGUUUUAUUUGUAUCUUCAGCAAAGCUUGCAUUCUGGAGUUUCAAACCUACUCCACUACCACAUUCCUCCAAUGUUAAUACACAAUCCCUGUAUCUCAAGGUAGUUAUACCAUUUGAGCUACUAAAAGACGUUGAGUAUGAUGGAGAUCAAAAAUGCAUACGAGUCAUCGCCAUUGAUGACCAGAAAUUUGAGUUUAUGAAUUUCCGGAACUACAAUUUCGCUAAAGAAGGCAUCCAACAAAUUCCACUCGCACCCAUUUGGACUCGCUAGCUCUACAAACUCUCUCUGCCUUAAUUCUUGGGUUGGAACUUGAAGAUAAUUUAUUUCCAUCUUUAAUUGGAACUUUGGAAUUUCAAGAGAUUAAUUGUGACUAUGUUUGUAUCCUGAAAUUUCAAAUUAAAAGACUUAUAACUGUUAUAUGUUUGUUUAUUGUCCAUAUAAUUAACUUCAAGAGGUUUGUGAUAA